GGCUGAGGGGAAGAGGAUGCUGUCCGGGUGGUUCUCGGUUGACGAGGUGGCGGCGGUCGGGGCUGUGUUGGCGGCCGGCGGCGUGGACGCGCUGGACGAGCUGCGGCAGCUGAAGAAGGAGGAAGGGGGAUGAGCGGACGGUGUCGCCGUUCAAGGGCUCAUGGAGCGUAGAUCCGCGAGUGGAGGCAGCUGUGCGGAUGAAGAGGGGGAGGACGGUGCAUCGUCGGGAUCGGCUGGCUGUACCGGAAGGGUCGCGUCGCUUGCGCCUCGGCUGGACGAGUAUCUGGUGGAGGGGAGGCCGAUGUGCGCCGUGAUUGACAAGAAUAUGGGGAUGCAUCCUGAUUUCACGGAUGUGUUCUACUGGCAAUUCAAAGCGGGAGGCAAGUCGCUGCAUUCUGGAUGGUAUGCAGUGCGCGAGCUGGAGGUUGUGGCGCAUCUGCUCGUCCAGUCUGUGUUGAAUGGGAGCCCACUGGAUGGUGAUGUGGACACGCGAGUGAGCGAAAGUCGGUGGGAGGGGGAGAUACCUGCUGUGGAUCCGCGGGAUGUGCAAGAGCAGGCGAAACGUAAGGCGGAAGCAGGAACGGUGGCUGCCAAGGAUCGGCAAGCUGUGGACGGACGGGCGAUGCGUGUGUUUGCGCAGGGCUACCUGCUCGAUGGGAAGAAAGUGAUGGUGAGUGUGGUCAAAAAUAGAGGCAUGCAUCCUGUGCGCGAGAUGAUGGCCUACUAUCACUUGGAUGUGGCAUAUGGCAAUGCGGCGCGGCAGCUGUUCUCGGGAUGGCUGACGGUUGACGAGGCGGAGUGGGUGGCGCACAUGGCGAUUCGUGAGUGGCUGGCGCUGAGCAAGGCUGAGCGGGAGGCCAAGCGGGCAGAGUACGCUGCUGCUGCGGUGGAACGGGCUACGAAGCGAGGGACAGCGACGACGAGUGGCUUGGAUGGGAGGGUGGAGGUGUGUGAUGGCGAUCCGCGGGUGAUGGGGCUGUCACGGGCUAUGGUGAUGUGGUCGUAUGGGGUCAGACAUGGAGAUCGGUGGCCUGUUGGUGAGUGGAACAGGGUGACGCUGGAUGGGUUUGAGGUUGAUGGAGCCAAGCUGAGCGCGAAGUUGAUUAAGGAGUAUGGACGGCAUCCGAUGAAUCCGAGCGCGGUGUAUUAUCAUUUUAGGGCUGACGGUCAGGGCUACGGGGCGUAUUGGUUGCGGCAGGAUGAGGUUGCGCUUGCUGCGCAUCGAAUUGUGGAGGAUGUGCUGGCGGGGCGGAAGGCGGCGACCGGAUUGGCGGUGGCGGAAGAGAUAGCGACGUCGAGCGGGUAUCUGGGCCGGCCGAUGGAAGUCGAUCCGCGGGAGGCGUGUGUGCGAAUGGAACGCAAAGCUGAGGUGAGGGCAGUGCCCAAGUCUGAGCGGAGCGUGGUGUCUGCGGCCGAAGGUAGGAGCCUGGCGAUGCGAGGGUUUGUGGUCGAUAGGAAGAUGGUGAGGGCGGUUGUGGCCCGGAAAGCAGGCCAGCACCCGACGCGCAAUGGAAUGCUGCAUGUGAGGUUGGAGUUUGGGUCUGGCAAGGCAAAGAAGUCGCUGUUCUCCGGGUGGAUGACGCGGCGCGAGGCGCAGUGGGUGGCGCACUUGGCGAUCCAGGAGCAGCGGGCGAAGCUAAGGCUGGCGGCGCAAGAUGUCGGGGCUGGAGUGGCGUGGAAGCCGACACGUGAGGAGAUGGCGCGUGUGGCAGGCGUGCUGCGGCCUGGGCUUGCGCUUGCAGUGGACGUGGAGGCCGGGGUGAUGGAGGAUUUGCUGCGCGGAGUGAUCCGCCGGUGGGUGGUGUUUGACGCCGACAGCAAGGCUGUGAUUGGAGCUGGCUGGUGGAGCGUGGAUGAGAUGGUGGGGAAUGCGGAGGACGUGGGCGUGGUGGAGGGGAUCGCGCGGAAGCGAGCGCGGCGACGGAGGAAGGUGCUGCCGAUGGUGUCGGACAGCGGCGAUGACGGGGAAUCGUCGUGUGUGAUUGGGGUCGUGAGCGAUGCGGGGAGCAGCGGCUCGAGCUCGGAAUCCAGCAGUGGGAUGUCGUCUGGCGAGUACCGCGAGUGGAAGCGGCGCAAGUUCCUGGAGGCGAUCCGGAUGCCGAGCAGGGAGGAGGUGCUGCGUAUGCAUGUGGAGGAAGGCAAGUCGUGGAAUUCGAUCCUUGGCGUGCUGAGCGAGGUGAGAGAGCGGCGGCGGAUGGUGACCGAGUACUUUAUCAGGGGAGGGCUUGUGAAGGUGGAGGAGGAUGGGCAGUAAAUGACGAGGGGC
Thecamonas trahens ATCC 50062 is the source of this 2266-nucleotide messenger RNA. RefSeq lists its product as uncharacterized. NCBI's taxonomy places the organism in Eukaryota, Apusomonadida, Apusomonadidae. The transcript has a single exon. The record is from RefSeq and is a predicted model, not a curated record. Bases 161 to 2254 code for a protein of 697 amino acids.